UGAUCUUAGAUCCUGAUUCUAGAUUAUGACAUCUUCUGUCACCUGCAGGUGUACCUGUGUUGGUUCUCUUUCACACCUGUCCUGACUCUGAUUGUGUGUUUGUGUGUGCAGGUUGUCUGGUGUGUGUCCUGCAGUUCUCCAUGGUCACGGAGCGCUUCCUGCAGUCAGAGUUCCCUUCAGUUGAUCAUCUGGAUCAGGAGAACUUCAUCACCUUCAGAGAUUCCAGGGUUUACCUGCAGUUUUCUCUGGACCACCUCCUCAUCCUCAGCCCGUCUGUCACCAUGGUUACUUACCUGAAGCAUAAGGGGGAGGAGCCUGGAGAUGAUGUCACAGAUGAACAUGAAGACCAUCCGAAGGAGGAGCAGAGAUGGAAGAGGAAGAGGAGGGAGGGAAAUGAAGAUUCUUCAGACUCCUCCUCCUCUGAUGUCAUGACAGCAGUCUGUGUGGGCGGGGCCUCACAGUCCUGUGUUUCCAUGGUCAUCAGAGUGGAACAGAAAGGAGGUUUGGUCUGGAAGAACACAGAGGGGGCGGAGCUUCAGCUCUGCUUCUCACUCAGAGCUGCUGUGAUUGGUCCAUUGGUCAGCUGGAGGCGGGACCCUAAGAACAAACCGUUGACGGAGGAGGAGGCGGAGCCAGACAAAGAGCAUAAAGUGCAGCUGCAGUUCUCAGGUGUGUGUCCUCGAUGGUUUCCAGUCCUCCAGUCUGGACGUCUCUACAGAGUCCUGAUGGUUCAGGUUCUCUUUGAUCUCAGUUCCCAUGAAGCCUCAGGGAACAACAGGGCGGAGUUUCUCUCAGACUCCACCCUUCAGGUUGGAUCUGAUUGGAGGUUCCACACUCUACCACGCCCCCUGCUGCUGCCCUCCUGUCUACAGGCCACGCCCCCUGUGCUGUCUGUCAGUCAGGUCAUGGACAACAGAUCAGAGCUGGUUUGUUUUCAGGGUCAGAUCUCUGAAAGGAUCAGUGUGGAUGAUGGGAAUACAGAGCCUGGAAACACAGGUACAUACUCAGGUACACACUCAGGUACACACUCAGGUACACACUCAGGUAUAUGA
Oryzias melastigma (Indian medaka) is the source of this 1052-nucleotide messenger RNA. Its product is annotated as CST complex subunit CTC1. The record is from RefSeq and is a predicted model, not a curated record. Bases 141 to 1052 code for a protein of 303 amino acids. Lineage: Eukaryota; Metazoa; Chordata; Actinopteri; Beloniformes; Adrianichthyidae. The transcript has 7 exons. Gene Ontology annotation, molecular function: single-stranded DNA binding.